Nelumbo nucifera (sacred lotus) is the source of this 1238-nucleotide messenger RNA. Its product is annotated as stem-specific protein TSJT1-like. The record is from RefSeq and is a predicted model, not a curated record. Lineage: Eukaryota; Viridiplantae; Streptophyta; Magnoliopsida; Proteales; Nelumbonaceae.
CCAAUCUCAUUCCCGUGUUUCAGCUCUUUGCAUUUCUAGAGAGAGAGAGAGAGAGAGAGAGAGAGUUGAGAGGAGGAAAAAAUCAUGUUGGGUGUGUUCAGCAGCGCUAUCGUGACGCCACCUGAAGAGCUGGUGGCUGCCGGAUGCCGGACGCCAUCGCCGAAGAUAUCCUCGACGGCGUUAGUGAAUCGGUUCCUCGAGAGUAACACCUCCGCCGUGUCGCUACAGAUCGGGGACCAUGUUCAUUUGGCGUACACACACCAAAACGAGUCGGCGUUACAGCCCAGUUUCAGGGACGUGCAGCAUCUGAGCCAAAACGAGAGUGAGAGGAUCGGCGAUCACACUCGCGCGAGUCGUACAGGCCUUCAUCCAUCCAUAUCAUUUGCUGUAAAGGAUGAGAUAUUUUGCAUGUUUGAGGGAGUGCUGAAUAAUUUGGGGAGCCUGAGGCAACAGUAUGGGCUUGCAAAGUCUGCAAAUGAGGUAGUACUAGUGAUCGAGGCCUACAAGGCCCUUCGAGACCGGGCCCCAUAUCCACCAAGUCAUGUGGUGGGCCAUCUCAUCGGAAACUUUGCAUUCGUCCUGUUUGACAAGUCGACAUCCACAUUAUUUGUUGCUUCGGAUCAAUUUGGGAAGGUGCCUCUAUAUUGGGGAAUCACUGCAGAUGGGUACGUUGCCUUUGCAGAUGACGCCAAUUUACUGAAAGGUGCAUGUGGCAAGUCUCUUGCAUCAUUCCCUCAGGGAUGCUUCUACUCUACCGCACUGGGAGAGAUCAGAAGCUUUGAGAACCCGAAGAACAAGAUCACUGCCAUCCCAGCUGCGGAGGAAGAGAUUUGGGGUGCCAAAUUCAUGGUGGAAGGUUCAACAGUUCUUGCAGCAAUGAAGUAGACAAUUGUCAUUUUUCAACCAAUGCACAGGGCUUUUUAUUUUAUUUUUUUCAAUCCAUUCGGAGGUAGAUGAAGGGGGAGGGGUUGUUUGCAUAAGCUUGUUAAUACAAGCGUGUAGUGGUUUUAAUGUAAAUACCCAAGUGAGAGUUGGUGAGGAAGUUGGUAGAGUAGCUGAGGAAAAGUCAUGAAUGCAACAAGUGACAACCACAUUAAUUUGUAAGCAUGGAUGGAUGUAUGUACGAGUGUUGUUAUCUCAGAGCUAAUCCUUGACUUAUCUUUCCUAGUUACUUUAAUCAAUGUACAGUUGUUAUGCUCUCUCUACUCAUAAUAAACUCUUUAAUUAGUAACUGGUAA